Messenger RNA from Halichondria panicea, 1588 nucleotides. Its product is annotated as ribosome biogenesis protein WDR12 homolog. NCBI's taxonomy places the organism in Eukaryota, Metazoa, Porifera, Demospongiae, Suberitida, Halichondriidae. The record is from RefSeq and is a predicted model, not a curated record. Gene Ontology annotation, molecular function: protein binding. Gene Ontology annotation, biological process: ribosome biogenesis. Bases 72 to 1379 code for a protein of 435 amino acids. The transcript has 11 exons.
CGCACUGGGCGCCCCACAUGGCAUAACGAGCAACGCCCACCCGGAGCUCCACGUGGACCUAGCUAGCAGCAAUGGAUGAAAGUGAAGUGAACCAUAUUCAAGCUUCUUUCUUUACAAAGGACUCCAGAUAUUUUGUUCAAGACACCUCUUUUUCUCUGCCUGUGAAUGUGACUCCUACAGAACUAUCGUCCCUCAUUUGUCAGCUACUAGAGAGCAAUGAGGCGGAUACAUCCAACAAGCUAUCAUCAACACAGUUUGAUUUCCUCAUAAAUGGAGAGUUGAUUCGAGACAGCCUCGAUUCCCACGUCACCUCCCGUGAUCUCCCUACCGAGAAUGUGAUAGCUAUCGAGUAUGUAGAGCGUUCAGCCCCUCCCUCUCUCACGGAGGAGCUGAGUCAUCAGGACUGGGUCAGCUGUGCCCAUUGCAGCAGACGAUUCAUCCUGAGUGGAUGCUAUGACAACAGCGUGAGUGUAUGGAGCCACAGUGGUAAACUGGUGAGUAUGAGCAAGGAACACAGUGGACCAGUCAAGGAUGUCAAGUGGGUCACUCCAAAUGUCUCCACUGAAGAGGAACUGUUAUUUCUAAGUGCUUCUCAAGACCAAAAUAUCCACCUCUGGCAACUGUCUACUACUGGCUCCACCCUGUCCCUCCGCUAUGAGUACAAAGGUCAUGCUCGUUCUGUCGAGGCUAUUGCAGUCAGUCCUGAUGCUACUAAGUUCUGCAGUGUUUCGUGGGACACGUUCCUCAAGAUAUGGUCCGCAGUACCAGACGACAGUCUUCCUGAUGAGACUCUUGAUAACAAAGACUCUUCUUCUAAGCGGGCCAAGACCACCACCCUCAAUCGUACCCCCGUCCGUACCCCUAUUGUGACAUUUCAGGGACACAGUGGGCCUGUGAGCAGUGUGGAGUGGGUGGGUGAGGAGGAGUUAGUGACGGCCGGAUGGGAUCAUUGCCUCAGGACGUGGGAUGUACACAGUGGGGAGAACAAGACCACACUGACUGGGUCUAAGGUGUUUCAUGACAUAUCAUGGAGCUCUCUAAACGGACUGGUGGCCUCUGCCAACUCAGACAAGCUAGUCAGGAUAUGGGACCUCAGGGAGAAAGGUAUGUACUGCAUGCAUGGGACGUCGAUGAUCCAGUCCACCCUCUCCUCUCAUCAGGGCUGGGUGGUGUGCGUUAAUUGGAGUCCAAUAGACGAGCACCAACUGCUCUCCGGGUCGUAUGACUCCACCCUCAAACUAUGGGAUAUACGAAGCUCCAAAUUACCUCUGUACACUAUCUCAGCUCAUGAAGGCAAAGUGCUGUGCUCUGAUUGGAGUCUGCCUCAGAUGUUCGUGAGUGGCGGUGAUGAUAACAAACUGAGAACGUACAGCGUGUGAACUCUAUUAAUAGUGACACAACUAUUAUUAUGUAUAUGCAAAUUUAUUAUGUUAGAUGUGUUAUUAUGUGUUUUUUGAAAGCCGUCUCAACUUUAUCUAAUGGCUGCCCUACAUAUAAUUAUUUAUAGCUGCUAUAUAGCAUUAGUAAUGUUUGCCAUAAAUACUGCAAUCUGAUUGGCUAAAAGAAGUGUUCUAUCCAACUUAGAAAA